This is a messenger RNA of Oldenlandia corymbosa var. corymbosa, 1816 nucleotides long. The record is from the annotation of a GenBank genome assembly. NCBI's taxonomy places the organism in Eukaryota, Viridiplantae, Streptophyta, Magnoliopsida, Gentianales, Rubiaceae.
GAAAAAGAAAAAAAAAAUUAAAAAGAGCGCGUGGGAUCACCCCCGACUCCUCUGCGAUAUAUUUGUACUGAGACGAACUCGGAAAGAAUUCAAGAAAAUUGCGGAACUUCUCAACUCUUUGAGUUCUUCUUCCAACUCCAAGCUGUGUUCAAUUCCACUGCUAUGAAAUUUCUGAUGGGAUUCUGAAUUUCUUCAUAGUGUUAGUGCCGAAGCUUCAAUCUCUCUUCGCCAUGGUAACUAUUUGCCUUCAAUGUGGCGACGAAGGAUUCUCUAACGCAUUUGUUUACUGCGUUAAAUGUCUGAAUUUUGCUCUGCAUCGAUAUUGCCUGGAUGAGAUGCCAGAGACUCUUGAUGAAUUUGUCUAUUGGGUUUGUGAUCAUUGUGAAGCUGAGUCCUGUGGGAAUGUAACCACAGCAAAGCCGAAAGCUAAUGUAUCUCAUAGAAAGGGUCCUACAAGUUUGGUGGAGGAACAAGGGAAAGUCGUUGCUAGCAAAGGAAUGGAGGGAGAGAUGGGGCAGCAAAGACUUCAACAUAAUGGUAGGAAGAGAAAGGAUGUAAAUUCUCCGCUGUCCACUGGGAGUAAAGAAUACUCUGGCACGAGAGCUAGGGUGGAGAAUGAUAGAUUUCAUCCAGCUGAGAGUAAUGCAAGGAGAGAACUGAUUAAAUCUAGUGAUGCAGUCGAUAAAAUUCCUCUUAUUGAUAAGUGGAACGAAAAGCAAAUGAAAGGCAACUACUCAGUAGUAAAUUCCCGAAAGGAAGGCGCACAGAAAAGCUUAGAUGUCCCCCAACAAGCCGCAGUUCAUCAGGAGCCACCCAGUACAUCCGUUGAACUUGCUAGACCAUUAAUUGAGCCAGUCUGGAGGUUGAUAGUUAUUUCUUUGCUUGAUCAACCUACUGAUGAAUUUAUAAUUGGAGUUUUGACUAUUAUAUCUACUUUUGUUGCAGGGGGGGAUUUUUUAUACAGAACACUUAUGCUGUCUAUGAUGGAUUGGCAGCUCAUUUGUCAACUAAAGUGGGCUUGAAAGUAUACGAGGAGGCAAAGUUGUUUCCAGCAUCGCUGAAGCUGGAUAUGUACCCAAAAGCUGAUGUUUGGCCAAAGAGUUUUCAGAAAUCACAGCCGUCUGAUGGCAGCAUUGCACUAUACUUCUUUGCAACAGAAAAAAGGUCUGGAUCUGAAAAGCUCUUUGAUCAUCUGGUGAGGGAUAUGAUGCGUAGAGAACUUGCUCUAAAAGCAAUUGUGGAAAAUGCAGAGCUUUUGAUUUUCACCUCUAAUGAACUGCCAAGCAAUUAUUGGAGUAAGUUGUCUCUUUCAUUUGGUUAAAAGCAUUACUUCAGUCCUUUCUGUAUUCAGAAUUUUGAGAUCCCAAACACUGUGUUUGACAGGAUUUCGGGGCAAUUACUAUCUGUGGGGUGUUUUUAGGGCAAAGCAAAGUUUAUCCUCAUGAGCAGUAGUGGUUGGCUUCAUAGUGGGAUUACAAAGCCUAGAUAUAUGAGACAGGAUUUUAGAAUAGGGAGUGUUUUUCGCACUGUGACAUCAUUGUAGUAGAAUUCUGACUUAGCUACAUUGCUAACAAAUACCCGGACACUCCAGCGCCUUGGAAUGACCUGCUAUCAGUGCAGAUGGCUGCUGUAUGAUAGUGUGUACACAUUAGACAAAUUAGACUGAGUAUGCUUCACUUGUUGGAAAGGCAAUUUUGUGGGGUUCUUUAGUUAGAGCCGAAUCCAGAUGGACACUCUUUCCAUGUCUGUUGUUUGUAUAAAAUUUUCUUUUGAACAACAGAGAGAAAAGAAAUGUGCAGCGUUCAUAUAUGAGUUC